Messenger RNA from Lachancea mirantina, 621 nucleotides. The record is from the annotation of a GenBank genome assembly. NCBI's taxonomy places the organism in Eukaryota, Fungi, Ascomycota, Saccharomycetes, Saccharomycetales, Saccharomycetaceae.
AUGUCGCUGGGCGAGUUCGACGAGCUCAAGUUCGACCAUUCGUGUGCGAGGCUGGACGUGCCGUCGCACUAUUUGCUCAAGAAAGCGCGCCGAAACCCCCACGGUCUGGAAGAGCUUCGCCAAAGCAUGAAAUCGGCCACGAUUUAUGUGGGAAACCUGUCGUUUUACACAUCCGAAGAGCAAAUCUACGAGUUGUUCAGCAAGUGCGGACGGAUACAGCGCAUUGUCAUGGGUCUGGACCGGUUCAAGUUCACGCCGUGUGGGUUUUGUUUCGUGAUAUACAGCGGCGCGCAAGAGGCGCUGAACGCUGUGAAGUACCUGUCGGACACCAAACUCGACGACCGUACGAUCACGAUCGACCUGGACCCCGGGUUCGAGGACGGACGUCAGUUUGGGCGCGGUAAGAGCGGUGGCCAGGUCAGCGACGAACUGCGGUUCGAGUACGACGCGUCGCGGGGUGGGUUCGCCGUGCCUCUCGCGGACCGUAUCGGGUUCAACAGCGCGAACAAUUUCGGCGCACGUCGCGUGCGCGACGUGUACAUCCCGGGCCAGGAACACGCCGGCGGAGAAGAAGCAGAAGAAGCCGAAGAACUGGAUACGUACAUCCCGGGCCAAGAUUGA